Molecule: messenger RNA, 726 nt
Organism: Acanthosepion pharaonis
Lineage: Eukaryota; Metazoa; Mollusca; Cephalopoda; Sepiida; Sepiidae
Source: the annotation of a GenBank genome assembly
AUGCCGCCAUUUCUAUCUUUCUUCUUCAAUAGUCCGCAGGUAAACUCUCCUUUCUCGGAUCAAGUAUAUUCUCCUUUCUCAUAUAAAGUAGACUGUCCUUUCUCGGAUCAAGUCGACUGCCGUUUCUCGAAUCAAGUAGACUCUCCUUUCUCGGAACAAGUAGACUUUCCUUUCUCGGAUCAAGUAGACUGUCCUUUCUCGGAUCAAGUAGACUCUCCUUACUCGUUUCAAAUACAUAGCUCUUUCUCGGAUCAAGAAGACUCUUCUUUCUCGAAUCAAGUAAACUGUCCUUUCACGGAUCAAGUAUACUCUCCUUUCUCGGAUCAAAUAGUCUGUCCUUUCUCGGAUCAAGUAGGAUGUAAUUUCUCGGAUCAUGUAGACUGUCCUUUCUCGAAUCAAGUAGACUCUCCUUUCUCGGAUCAAGUAGACUUUCCUUUCUCGGAUCAAGUAGACUCUCCUUUCUCGGAUCAAGUAGACUGUCCUUUCUCGGAACAAGUAGACUCUCCUUACUCGUUUCAAGUACAUAGCCCUUUCUCGGAUCAAGAAGACUCUUCUUUCUCGAAUCAAGUAAACUGUCCUUUCUCGGAACAAGUAGACUCUCCUUACUCGUUUCAAGUAUAUAGCCCUUUCUCGGAUCAAGAAGACUCUUCUUUCUCGAAUCAAGUAAACUGUCCUUUCUCGGAUCAAGUAGACUGUCGCUCCAGAAUAACAACGAUAAUGACUUAA